Messenger RNA from Lathyrus oleraceus (garden pea), 514 nucleotides. Its product is annotated as polcalcin Nic t 1. Bases 65 to 319 code for a protein of 84 amino acids. Gene Ontology annotation, molecular function: calcium ion binding. The transcript has a single exon. The record is from RefSeq and is a predicted model, not a curated record. NCBI's taxonomy places the organism in Eukaryota, Viridiplantae, Streptophyta, Magnoliopsida, Fabales, Fabaceae.
UGAGUGCAACUCCGAAAAUCCAAAGUACUAAUUAUCCAUUUUCAUAUACACAUAGUUUAUUACAAUGGCUGAAGAUCCACAAGAUGCAGCUGAUAGAGAGCGUAUUUUCAAGCGUUUUGACGCUAACGGUGAUGGCCAAAUCUCUUCCACUGAACUCGGAGAAGCGCUGAAAGCACUUGGAUCAGUCACCGGAGAUGAAGUGAAAAGAAUGAUGGAGGAGAUUGAUACAGACGGAGAUGGAUUUAUUUCGUACGAGGAGUUUACACAAUUUGCAAAAGCAAACCGUGGUCUAGUCAAAGAUGUUGCGAAGAUUUUUUAAAUGUUUUUCAUACCUUCAUGCUAAACCUUUGUUGGUUAAUUUCAUUAGAAUUUAAGAAAAACUAGUAUGUGUGUAUGCAUGAUUAUUUAUAUAUACAUGAGAUGAUAUGUUCAUUAAUUUCAUGAUAUGCUAAUUUCUUUUGGAUAUUUGUCAAAUUAGAAAUAUUUUAAUACAUGUGUGAUUUUUUCAUUGUAA